Messenger RNA from Diachasma alloeum, 7387 nucleotides. It is a transcript of the gene Mi-2, whose product is annotated as chromodomain-helicase-DNA-binding protein Mi-2 homolog. The coding region runs from base 268 to 6282 and encodes 2004 amino acids. The transcript has 8 exons. The record is from RefSeq and is a predicted model, not a curated record. Gene Ontology annotation, biological process: negative regulation of transcription by RNA polymerase II; chromatin remodeling. Lineage: Eukaryota; Metazoa; Arthropoda; Insecta; Hymenoptera; Braconidae. Gene Ontology annotation, cellular component: chromatin; nucleus. Gene Ontology annotation, molecular function: ATP binding; ATP-dependent chromatin remodeler activity; DNA binding.
ACACACACACAUACAAUAGCUGUAACUGCGCAGCAUAUGUGUGAGUUUGAUUUAGGUAGUGUUAGUUGAACACCAAAAAGCCGAAGCAGCCGAAGGUGAACGCCGAAUUGUACUCAGUGUUGCCGAAGUGCCCCGAACAUUUUACCGAGGCAGCGUGAGCAUCUCUAGUAACGCCGUUAAUGUCGCAUUUACCCGCCGUUUUUGUCCACGUUUGUCGUUGAAUUGUCAAUAAUUAGUGGUCUAAAUAAUAAAUAAAGUGUAUCGGCGAUGGCGUCAGACGAGGAGGUAGAGGAGAGUUACGCAGGGGAAGAUGACGUGGAGGAGUCCAAUGCAACAGUAGCUAAUGUCGCUCAACCCCUCGACGGUUCGUCAGACGCUGAAGAAUCUCAAAGACUCGAGGAGGAUGACGACUACGAGCCCGAGGAGCGUAAAAAGAAGAAAGGAAAGAAGCGAAAAGCCAGGAGUGAGGAUAAAAAAGGAAAAAAGAAGAAAAAGAAGAAAAAAUCAGACUCGGGAGAUGAGAGUGAUUACGGGGGUGGUGGUGGUGGUGAGGUGGUUGAUGGUGGAGGUGAGGACAGUGACUAUGCCAGCAAUCGUAAGAGUAGAAAAUCAUCGUCGAGAAAAUCGUCGAGUCACAGUACCUCGACAACACAGGCCCAGGAGCCGGCAACUGGAAUGCCAACGAUUGAGGAAGUUUGCAGUACAUUUGGCCUGACGGAUGUGCCAAUUGAGUACACAGACGCAGAUUUUCAGAAUCUAACGGCUUACAAAUUGUUUCAACAGCACGUGAGACCAGCACUGGCUAAAGAGAACCCAAAAGUCCCGAUGUCAAAGUUGAUGAUGCUGGUGGCAGCAAAAUGGCGUGACUUUUUGGUGCUGAAUCCUCAUACCCAACCAGACACUGAAGUCUCUAUGUCAAAUGCAGAGGAGGAGAACAAAAGUGCUAGAUCGAGUCGUGGUGCACCUGUUCAGGAGAUUGACGACGACGAGGAGGAGGACGAGGACAGUGAUCGCCGGAGAAAGUCACGUGGCUCGAGGGCCAAGAAGGGGAAAAAGGCCUCCAAGGUGCCAACCCUCAAGAUCAAAUUGGGAAAACGUAAACGAGGGAGUUCGGAUGAGGAGGCCGAAGGCAGUGUCGCAGGCUCUGACAGAGACUCUGAUAUGGAAUUUGAGCAGAUGCUGGCUGAUGCUGAAGAGGUACCUGGCGGCGAAGGAAGUACCAAGGGCCAUGAGGAUGCGGCCCCUGAGGCACCGGCAGAACCACCAGUUCGGAGGAAGGCUAAAACCAAGAUUGGUAAUAAAACUAAAAAGAAAAAGAAGACCAAGACGACCUCCAAGUUUCCAGAUGGCGAGCAGACUGAUCACCAAGACUACUGCGAGGUUUGCCAGCAAGGUGGUGAGAUAAUCCUCUGCGACACGUGCCCGAGAGCAUACCAUUUGGUAUGCCUCGAGCCAGAGUUGGAGGAAACCCCCGAGGGAAAAUGGAGCUGUCCCCACUGCGAAGGCGAAGGUAUUUCAGGUGCUGCCGAGGAUGACGACGAGCACAUGGAGUUUUGUCGCGUCUGCAAGGACGGCGGAGAACUCCUUUGUUGCGACAGCUGUACAAGCGCUUACCACACGCACUGUCUCAAUCCACCCCUCUCCGAGAUCCCUGAUGGCGACUGGAAGUGUCCGAGAUGUUCCUGUCCCCCUCUGAUGGGUAGAGUCGCCAAGAUUUUAACCUGGAGGUGGAAAGAGAAUAGUACUGAGAGUCCCUCAGAGGAGCCCUCCACCAGCAAAGCAGCCCCCAAGCCCCGAAGAACUCGUGAAUUCUUCGUCAAAUGGGCUGAGAUGUCAUACUGGCACUGUGACUGGGUGACCGAGCUCCAGCUGGAUGUAUUUCACCCCCUAAUGUUCCGAAACUACUCUCGAAAAUACGACAUGGACGAGCCUCCAAAGUUAGAAGAGCCAUUGGACGAGAGUGAUACUCGAGUAAAACGUCUGCUUGCCGUUGAUAGUGCAGCUACCACUCGUGAUGAAGCAGCAUUGGAGGAGAAAUUCUAUCGUUACGGGGUUCGUCCAGAGUGGCUGGUGGUUCACCGAGUGAUAAAUCAUCGUUAUCAGAGAGAUGGUAGAGCGGCUUAUCUCGUUAAAUGGCGAGAAUUGGGGUAUGAUCAGGCCACAUGGGAGGACGAGCACGAGGACAUUCCUGGGCUCAAACAGGCCAUCGAUUACUACCAGGAUCUGCGAGCUGCCAAUAGCUUGGAGGGCACCACUUCGAGAAAAGGGAAAAAGGGUAAAGGAAAAAAGUCCAAGACACGUGAACUCAUUGACGAUGAAGAGAGAGCCCCAAGACGUUAUACUCCACCUCCUGACAAGCCCACAACAGACCUGAAGAAGAAAUACGAGAGACAACCAGACUAUCUCGACAUUACUGGGAUGCAGCUACAUCCUUAUCAACUGGAGGGUCUCAACUGGUUGAGAUACUCGUGGGGACAGGGCAUCGACACCAUCCUCGCUGAUGAAAUGGGUCUCGGUAAGACCAUUCAAACCAUCACUUUCCUCUAUUCACUUUACAAAGAGGGACACUGCAAGGGACCUUUCCUUGUCUCGGUUCCCCUCUCCACUAUCAUCAAUUGGGAACGUGAGUUCGAGACUUGGGCGCCUGAUUUCUACUGCGUCACAUAUGUCGGUGAUAAAGACAGUCGAAUUGUCAUUCGAGAGAAUGAAUUGUCCUUUGAGGAAGGUGCUGUGCGUUCUGGUCGUGCCUCAAAAAUUCGCUCUUCACAGAUUAAAUUCAACGUCUUGCUGACAAGUUAUGAACUCAUUUCGAUUGACUCUGCAUGUUUAGGAUCGAUCGACUGGGCUGUUCUCGUUGUGGACGAGGCUCACAGGCUCAAGUCUAAUCAGUCCAAGUUCUUCAGGCUGCUGGCGUCGUAUAACAUUGCUUAUAAAUUAUUGCUCACUGGUACACCCCUUCAGAAUAACCUCGAAGAGCUUUUCCAUCUCCUAAAUUUCCUCUGUCGAGACAAGUUCAACGAUCUGUCUGCAUUCCAAAACGAGUUUGCAGAUAUUUCCAAGGAGGAACAGGUGAAGAAACUUCACGAGAUGUUGGGUCCCCACAUGUUGAGAAGAUUGAAGGCAGAUGUACUGAAAAAUAUGCCGAGUAAAUCAGAGUUUAUUGUUCGUGUCGAGCUCUCCCCAAUGCAAAAGAAAUACUACAAGUACAUUUUAACGAGAAACUUCGAGGCUCUCAAUCCAAAAGGCGGAGGUCAGCAGGUGUCCCUCCUGAACAUCAUGAUGGAUUUGAAGAAGUGUUGUAAUCAUCCGUACUUAUUCCCAGCUGCAUCCCAAGAGGCACCAACAGGUCCAAACGGCAAUUACGAGAGUUCUGCUUUGAUAAAAGCAGCUGGAAAGCUUGUUCUCUUGAGCAGGAUGCUUAAGAAAUUGAGGGACGAUGGCCAUCGCGUUCUCAUUUUCUCCCAAAUGACAAAGAUGUUGGACAUUCUUGAGGAUUACCUCGAGGGCGAGGGCUACAAGUACGAGAGAAUUGACGGUAACAUCACUGGUACCCAACGACAAGAGGCUAUCGACAGAUUUAAUGCGCCUGGUGCUCAACAAUUUGUAUUUCUACUGUCUACUCGUGCUGGUGGUCUUGGUAUCAACUUGGCAACAGCUGACACUGUGAUAAUCUACGAUUCCGAUUGGAAUCCCCACAAUGAUAUUCAGGCAUUCUCUCGUGCCCACAGAAUCGGUCAAGCCAACAAGGUUAUGAUUUAUCGAUUCGUCACGAGAAAUUCAGUGGAGGAACGUGUGACCCAGGUUGCCAAACGAAAGAUGAUGUUGACUCAUUUGGUGGUGAGACCUGGAAUGGGAGGAAAGGGCGCCAACUUCAGUAAACAAGAGCUUGAUGACAUUUUACGUUUUGGCACUGAAGAGUUGUUCAAAGAAGAAGAGGGCAAGGAGGAUGAGGCAAUUCAUUAUGACGACAAGGCAGUGGCUGAACUCCUUGAUCGCAGUAAAGAGGGUAUCGAGCAGAAGGAGAACUGGGCAAACGAGUACUUAAGUUCCUUCAAAGUUGCCUCUUAUGUUACCAAGGAGGGUGAAACUGAGGAGGAAGCUGAUACAGAGAUUAUCAAGCAGGAAGCGGAAAACACUGAUCCAGCUUACUGGAUCAAACUCCUCAGGCAUCACUACGAGCAGCAGCAGGAGGACAUCGCCCGGACCCUUGGCAAGGGUAAACGUGUCCGCAAACAGGUCAAUUACAACGAUGGUGGAGUCACUGGGGACCAGGGGGCACGUGAUGAUCAACCCUGGCAGGAGAAUCUCUCUGAUUACAACAGUGACUUUAGUGCACCGAGUGAUGAUGAUAAGGAGGAUGAUGACUUUGAUGAGAAAGGAGAUGGGGACCUGUUGUCAAGGAGGAGUAGACGUCGAUUGGAGAGACGUGAUGAGAAGGACAGGCCAUUGCCACCACUGCUUGCUAGAGUUAAUGGAAAUAUUGAGGUUCUCGGUUUCAACGCGAGACAACGAAAGGCCUUCCUCAACGCAAUAAUGCGCUAUGGAAUGCCACCUCAGGAUGCAUUCAAUUCUCAAUGUAGGUUGGUGCGAGACCUAAGGGGCAAAUCGGAAAAGAACUUCAAGGCCUACGUCUCCCUCUUCAUGAGACAUCUGUGCGAGCCAGGUGCUGAUAAUGCAGAGACAUUUGCUGAUGGUGUACCCAGAGAAGGACUCAGUCGUCAGCAUGUGCUCACAAGAAUUGGUGUCAUGUCACUUAUUCGAAAGAAAGUCCAGGAGUUUGAACACAUCAAUGGUUACUACUCGAUGCCUGAAAUGAUUAGAAAACCAGUGGAACCAGUCAAGUCGGAGAGUGCAGCUGUUGCUGCGACCGCUGUUGCCCCAGGCACUGCAACACCACCAACAACAACAACAACAAUAACAACAACAACAGGCCCUGAGAGUGUAACAUCGACAAUAACCAGUACCAGUACAACAGCAACAACUUCUAGUACCCCAAGUCCAACUUCGACAGUGACACCCACCAGCACAUCUCCAUCCAUGGGUAUCACCACCCAGAGUUCCUCAGUUCCAACAUCAGCUGCAGUGAACUCCAAUGAAACAAAAACCUCAAUCGAUGAAGAUGGAAAAGAGACGAAGGAAGAGAUCAAGGAGAAAGAAUCUGGAUUAGAACCUAAAGAACCGAAAGAGGAGGCAAAAGAACCCAAGGAGACAGCUGAUGCAUCAAGUGAUAAGGAGAUUAAACCCAAGGAAGAGGACAAAAGAGAGGAGAAGACCACAGAUUCCGAGAGCUCUGAGAAGGAGAAAGAUCAGUCAGCAGAUGCUAAAUCUGAGAAAAUUGUUAAAUCUGAGGAGAACAAAGCUGAGGGUGAAUCAAAACCCAAGCUCGAGACAGAGGAGGAGGUAGUUAUCGUCAAGGACGAUGAGGAAGAGUCCGAGAAGAAAGAGGAGAAAGAUAGUAAAGACAAAGAGACCAAGGAUACAGAAGUGGAAGUGAAACCAAAACGUAAAUUCAUGUUCAACAUUGCUGAUGGAGGUUUCACAGAGCUGCACACCCUGUGGUUGAACGAGGAGAAGGCAGCAGUGCCUGGUAGAGAGUAUGAGAUAUGGCACAGAAGACAUGAUUACUGGUUAUUAGCUGGUAUCGUAACUCAUGGCUAUGGUCGCUGGCAGGACAUCCAGAAUGAUAUAAGAUUUGCGAUAAUCAACGAGCCAUUCAAGAUGGACGUUGGCAAAGGCAAUUUCCUCGAGAUCAAGAAUAAAUUUUUGGCAAGACGUUUCAAGCUUCUCGAGCAGGCCCUCGUCAUCGAGGAGCAGUUGAGGAGAGCUGCAUACCUGAAUCUCACUCAGGAUCCAAAUCAUCCGGCAAUGAGUCUGAAUGCAAGAUUUGCCGAGGUAGAGUGUCUCGCCGAGUCCCACCAGCAUCUCAGCAAGGAGAGCCUGGCUGGCAACAAACCAGCCAAUGCAGUCCUCCACAAGGUCCUCAAUCAGCUCGAGGAGCUCCUCUCAGACAUGAAAUCUGAUGUUUCUCGUCUGCCAGCCACUCUCGCACGUAUUCCACCAGUUGCCCAGCGUCUCCAAAUGUCAGAGCGCUCGAUUCUUAGUCGAUUGGCAGCAACUGCACCUGGAGGUGGCAGCAGUCAAGCUGGACAGGCUGCCCUACUGGCUCAACAGUUUCCAGCUGGUUUCUCUGGAGGUCAAUUGCAAGCAACAUUUGCUGGUGCCGCCAACUUUGGUAACUUCAGGCCACAGUAUUCCGUGCCAGGACAGCCACCACAAGCUUAAAGUGUUGCAGAAGAGAUUUCUGGAUGAAAUAAUUCGAGAUAUCCGUGGCGCAACCGAAAUUGACCAAAAGGACGAUAGAAAACCAAUUAUUUGCGCGAUGUAAUUUUAUUUUUGUGAGAAUCACAAUGACUAGUUGAAUUUUCACUAGGUAAGGACCUAAGAAUUAACAGAAGAUUAAAAAGAAAGAAACAAAAAAAAAUGGGAAACGCUACAUAUAAUACGUACCAAUAAACAAAAAAAUCACAAUUUUCCUGUAUUUAUUAUCUGUACAUUUGGCGUCAAAUAUCAGCAAAAGUUGAAUGGAAAUUUGAUGAAAACAAAUCACUUUUUGUAUGGAGAACAUUUGUUAUCGUAGAAUGAGAAAAAAAAAAGAAAAAAAAAGGAAAAUACAAUGGGGACUAGAUUGUCUCGCCAGUGGUAUUUGGUGAAAAACAGUCGAUUUAUAAUCGUUUCAUUGAGCUGAUAACGCUUAGUUGAUAAUCAUUAUUUACGUGAAAAAUUGAUCUAUUUAAGGAAUGCAUUUAAGUGAAUUUGACAAUUGUAGGAAAUUUAAAAAGUUAAUGAAGAACACUCGAUAUAAUUUAUUAUUCGCUUGUUCAUUGAUAAUAUUUUUUUGUAAGCAAUUAGUCUCUACUCAACGAUACUUUGAUUUAAACUCUACUAUCAUGAAUCCAUUGUAAAAUAUUAAAAAUACAAUUUUGGUUGACAUUCGGUCGGACACUUAAGUAGAUAGAAUUUAAUAUUGUAAUAGGCCUGUAGAACAUUUUCUUUCUCUUUUUCUUCCUCCCUUCGGUUUUAUAAUAACGUAUUCAAGUUUUCGGGGCCCCGUAACAUAUUUGUAUCGAUCACACUGUGAAAUACUUACUCGCAAUUGGGAGUUAACCAUCAUCCCCCUCCCAAUUGCUAUUAUUGCCCGCAUAAUAUAAUCACACGAUUCGACACAUGUAACGAAGAAAAUCAAUCCCCUCAAGACAACUUGUAAGACAUUGUAAAUUUUAUCGUUUACCCUCUGAUUCUGCUUUCUCUCUCUCAUAAUUUCAAAAUAUGUAUACAUUUUUUUUACGAGUGCGGGAGUGAAUAAAUAAAAAUUUUGUCUUGCUCCGAA